Messenger RNA from Lathyrus sativus (Indian pea), 1269 nucleotides. Lineage: Eukaryota; Viridiplantae; Streptophyta; Magnoliopsida; Fabales; Fabaceae. The record is from the annotation of a GenBank genome assembly.
AUGGCGUUUUGGCACCGAAUCCGUAACUCUAACCUCAAAACCUCAUACUUUCAAUUUCACAGAUGUUACACUCAUCAUCUUCCCCAUUCUUCUCUCUCCAAUUCCACCCCUAAAACUUUCCCUAUUCCGAUUCCAUAUUCACACCCCCUUUUCAAUAGCGUUAGGUUUUUCGCUGUUCCCGUUCAGUUUCAGGUUAAGCCCAAGAAAGAGGAGGAUGACUCAGAUGGACCACGGUUGAAUGAUCAAAUCAAAGCUAACUUUGUCAGACUUGUGUUGGAUGAUGGACAUUCGGUAGUGUCAAGGUUUGAAGCAUUGGAACGUGCCAGGAAGCUUAAAUUUGAUUUAGUUGAGGUUGAUAAAAAUGCUAAGCCACCUGUUUGUAAAAUCAUGGACUUCCACAAGGAAAUGUACAAGAAAAAAGAAAGUGACAAGGAACGAGCUAAAAGCAAGUCUGAGACGACAAUGCGAAAGGAAUGUAAGGAAGUGCGAUUUUCUGAAAAAACCGAAUCAAAAGACCUUAAGAUGAAAGCAGACAUGGUUCGAAAGUUAAUGGAUAAGGGUUAUCGGGUGAAGGUCAAGGCAACAGGCAACGCAGAUCAGGCCAUGUUAGACUCAGUAUCCCGUCUUUCAACUCUGAUAGAAGAUGUCUGUGUUGUGGAAAGUGGACCACAUUUGACAAAAAAAGAAGCUUAUAUGAUAGUCAGACAUUUGAAAUACGGCCCGGCUAAGAAAGGUGUGAAAAAAUCUCAAGAUGCCGUACAAACGGAUGUGAAAGCCGAGGAGUGUGGUGUGGAACCAUUAACUGCCACUUCUAGUGAUUCUAUUAACCAUAAGAAUCAGAGUUCUCCUGAAUAUCAGUUUGAAACACAAGAGGCAUUGAUUUCUCGUGGUAACAAGCAAUUUCCAUUCUCGGCUGACGGAUCAGAUAAAAGUGUCAACGACAGGAAUGAAUCAGUUUCUCCACCCGUACUAGAAAAUAGAUAUAAAAAAGCUAGUCAUCAUGGCGAGCACAAGGUUCAACCGAAUGCGCAGGUGCCUCCUGCUGUGACUGAAAAUAGGUACAGAAAAGCCGAGCCAAGAAACAGGUCCCAACAAACAACACCAAACACAAAUCCAGUGACAAGAGACACAAACAGGUGGACACCCUCGAAUUCAAAUCACCCUUCUGGAUCAAGAAGCCCGAUGCCUUCCCGUGACAAUAUCCACCCGAAUCCUAGAGGUCCGAAUACAAAAAGUCCUGGCUACGGUCUUUUUAGUAGGGAUACAUAG